AUGCGAGCUCCGUCGGGUAAGGUGGGAUACUUUAGCAGCUCGGUAAAUGUCUUCGUGCAGAGAGGUUUAGUAUCCACACUAAAAUGUAUCCACACUAAAAAAGUAUCCACACUAAAAUGUAUCCACACUAAAAUGUAUCACACUAAAAAAGUAUCCACACUAAAAUGUAUCCACACUAAAAUGUAUCACACUAAAAAAGUAUCCACACUAAAAUUAUCCACACUAAAAAGUAUCACAAUAAAAAGUAUCCACACUAAAAAAGUAUCCACACUAAAAAAAGUAUCCACAAAGACCACUAAAAAAGUAUCCACACUAAAAUCAAUUGCCUCUGUAACUAAGAGAAUUAGUUUUAUGCAAAUGCCGGGCGUGUGCAGUUUCGAUGAGGCCAUUGGCAUCAGUAGUUUCGACUCCAAUAAAACCAUUCAUUUUGGAACUGGAAUGGGAAUUGGAAAGCCGCGAAAGAGAAUAUUCUGUGAAUAUAAAAGCAAAGACCCCCGCUAUAACGACGAGGUGGACAGGAUCACAGGCUACCGGACAGACACCCUCCUCUGCAUGCCCGUCAGGAACUACUACGGAGAAAUCAUCGCCGUCGCCCAGGUGGUCAACAAAUGCCCGGAUGAGAUGGACGGGAACUUUACGUACUUCACGUCCAAGGAUGAGAGGAUGUUCGAGACGUACCUGCAGUUCGUCGGGAUCGCCAUCACCAACGCCCAGCUGAUGGAGGUGUCGCAGAGCGAGUACGAGAGAAAUAGGAGUCUGCUGGAGGUCGUCCACGACUUAUUCGAGGAACAGACGUCGCUGGAAAACGUCAUCCUCAAGACCCUCCAGCGAGCACAGAGGCUCCUCAAGUGCGAGCGCGCCGCCGUGCUCCUCCUCGAAGACGGUUCUGAGGAGGACCAGGGCGGCCCGCGAGCCACCCCUGUCAAGCACAGGGUGGUGGUGCGGGGCCAGGCGCCGCCGCCGCCGCCGCAUUCGCAGAGGCGUUUCUCGCGGACCUCGCUUACUAGACACUCCUCCAGGGCCAAUAACAAGGCGCGGAGUUUGCCGUCGCGAGCCAUCGAGACCUCUUCUCCCCACGCCACACCUCCAACAACUCCACCUGUUCCUUCACCUUCACCUCAGGACACUGUGACACCCAACACGGCGGCUGCAGGAGCUUUGGUGACAGAAAGCUCUUGGAAUAUGGACACUAAAUUGGGUGGCCCAGAAUGUACAGAUAAUAUAGCUUUUAGAUUUAAAGGUAAUGGAAUAUCACAUAAACAGAACGUGAAAUUCUCAAAGAUCUUCGAACUGAACUCACCCGUUGCUGGCCAGCAGUCCAACAACGCCAAGGAAGUGGGAUCGAGUGAGCUGACGAAGCACCUCCUCCACCUGGCGGAACAAGUCGCGUCCUCGGGGGAGAACCUCAACAUCGCUGACAGCAUUGAGGUCGAGAAAGGCAGCGGCGGCAAUGUGAGAUCUAUGCUUGCGAUGCCCAUUCGGAACAGGAACUUCCAGAUCAUAGGUGUAGCGAAGAUCAUUAACAAGCUGAAUGGACAGCCCUUUGAUGACAACGACGAACAGCUCUUUGAGGCUUUCACCAUCUUCUGUGGACUGGGCAUUAAUAACACCCUCAUGUACAACGAACUGGAGAAAGCUAUGGCGAGGCAGAAAGUUGCUAUCGAGGUCCUGUCUUACCACGCCACCGCAUCAGCUGAGGAUGUGGAGUCACUACAGCGAGAGGUGGUGCCCGAGGCGUCGACGUGGAGCCUAGGAAGCCUUACCUUCGACGACUUCUCCCUCACGCAGGACCAGAUGUUGCUCGCCGCCAUGAGGAUGUUCAUGGACCUUCGCCUCGUCCACAGAUUCAAGAUCGAGUCCAAGACCCUUCUUCGAUGGCUGAUCACCGUGAAAAGGAACUACAGGAACGUCCCCUACCACAACUGGAGACACGCCUUCAACGUCGCCCACAACAUGUUCUGUCUUCUGAAGACCUGUGGCCUACAGUCGACGUUCGAGGAUAUCGAGUGGCUGGGGAUGUUCGUGGGCUGCCUCUGCCACGACCUCGACCACAGGGGCACCAACAACUCCUUCCAAGAAAAGACUGGCUCGGCGCUGGCACUGCUGUACGGGACGCAGAACACCAUGGAACAGCACCACUUUAACCACGCUGUCAUGAUCCUUAAUUCUGAGGGACACAACAUCUUCAGCAACUUGUCGUCGUCUCAGUAUUCCCGCGUCAUGAACGUCCUCAAGCUCUCCAUCUUGGCUACUGACCUCUCAAUCUACUUCCAAGUGAGGUCAAAGUUCUUCCCCCUUGUUGCCAACGGAGAGUUCGAUACAGACCAGAAGGAACAUCGUGACAUCCUGAGGUCACUCCUUAUGACAGCGUGUGACAUCGCGGCUUCAUCCAAGCCCUGGGACACCCAACUCAAAGUGGCCAAGCUCGUGACGUCAGAGUUCUUUGACCAAGGCGACCUCGAGAAGAGUAAGCUGAAGAUCACGCCCCCCGCGCUCAUGGACAGAGACCGCAAACACGAACUUCCUCUCCUGCAGAUGCGUUGGAUUAAAGACAUCUGCUUGCCUCUCUUCGAUGGCCUGGCACAAGUGAACCCCAAGAUGGCACCCAUGCGAGACGGCGCCCUCAGGAACAUGACACGCUGGGCCAAGCUCGCCGCGUCCCAGGAGAACGGCCUCUCCGACCUUCAGGAGCCUCCCGACAUCCCCCGGGUUCCUGAUGGAUAG
Molecule: messenger RNA, 2724 nt
Organism: Penaeus indicus
Lineage: Eukaryota; Metazoa; Arthropoda; Malacostraca; Decapoda; Penaeidae
Product: dual 3',5'-cyclic-AMP and -GMP phosphodiesterase 11A-like
Exons: 24
Coding region: 1-2724 (907 amino acids)
Biological process (GO): negative regulation of receptor guanylyl cyclase signaling pathway; signal transduction
Molecular function (GO): 3',5'-cGMP-stimulated cyclic-nucleotide phosphodiesterase activity; protein binding
Source: RefSeq, a predicted model, not a curated record